AUGUAUGAAACAAAUAGUGCAACAAGCUCUGAUUUAUCGAAGUUGUGCAUUGGAUGUCUCAGAAUGGGAGAAGGCGUCCGUCCUAUGACUAUGGAGGAGAUUAAUUCAUACCUAAUUUGUAUAAAUAAGUUUUCAAACGUACAGCCAGAUGCUUGUAUAUGCAAUCUAUGUUCACAUUUAUUAAUUAAAUUCAGUAGAUUUAUCCAGCAAUGUAAAAGAGCGAAUGAUGUUUUAAAUGGAUUAAUGAAUGAGGAAAAUAAAAGAAGUUUUCAUUCAACAAAUAUAAAACAUGUUUAUGAUCUUCGAAGAUCUGACGUGCAAAUAUCAGAGUUUAGUAUCACAGAAGUUGAAGCAUUGGACACUGAAAAUAUAUUCGACCAUGAUGUGUAUGUUGAUGAAGAAGAUGUACCUUUAGUUAUGCUCAAAAUAGAAGAAGUGAAUUCAGAAGAUAGAAUAGUGAAGAAGAAGAAAAAGAAAUGGAAGCAAAUGGAAGAAAAUGAAGAGAAAAAAGAAAAUGAAGACACAGUGAAAAUUGAAAACGCAUGUAACAAUUCAAAAAAACGAGAUAAAUGAAGUAGAUAUAAAAAUUGAAAAGGAGAGAAGGGGAAAGAAGAAAGUCCUCAGGGAAGGUUUCACUUCGAGGAUGGUGCAAGAAACUGAUGAAUAUACUGUUAUAAAAUUAAGUAAAGAACAGGUUCUUAAAGAAAUGGAGGAGAAAUCUAAAAGCGAAGAAUACCUAAGAUCUUUAUACAAAUGCGAGAAAUGUGUCAAAGGUUUCAAUUUUGAAGACGUUCUAAGAACUCACAUGGAGAGACACAUUAUGAGAAAGUCUUGGCUAUUUUGUGAUAUAUGCCAACAGUAUUGCCCUAGUAUAAUAUCAUUGAGAGGUCACAUGAAGUCUCAUACUACCAGGUACAAAUGCAAGGUGUGCGGGUGUGUACGUCUGUCUCGUCAAGUAUUAUUGGAGCACCACUCCACGUCGCACACUUCUGAUGCCGUGAAAUAUACAUGUCAGCAAUGCGACUUCGUUUCAAAUAAACGUACGUCCAUGCAGAGACAUGUCAGAACACGUCACAAUAAAACGGAAAAGCAUCCUUGUGACCAGUGCGGGAAGACUCUGAAUAGCUUGGAAGCUCUGAGGGUACACACCACACGUCACGACAAGAGCAAGCGUGUGAAGUGUGACGAAUGCGACAGAUGGUUUGUCUAUCCCUCUCUUCUGCACCAACACAAGAUGGCGGUGCACGUGAGGGACGAUUACUACUGUGUCGAGUGCGAUAUCAAAUUCAAGUCCCGGGAAAAUUUGUCCCUUCAUUUCAAGAGAAACAAGAGACACCGAGACGUUUCCACAUUUAGAUACGAAUGUGACCAUUGCGGCAAAAGGUUCAUGUUCGUGUCCGCGUUGUCCAGCCACUUGUCCGCCGCGCACGGGGCCGGCGCGCGCCACCCGUGCGCGUGCGGGCGCGCCUACAGCAGCAGGGACGCACUCAGGGCCCACAGGGCGAGUAAGCACGGCGACUUGGCGUGCCCACACUGCCAGGCGACUUUCGCGCGCAAGAGUGUAUUGCGAACGCAUAUACGAACGCACGCGAACGAGCGAACAUUCGUUUGCGAAUGUGGCGUAACAUUCGCGGAACACGCGACUCUCGUAGCGCACAUACAAGAGAAUCACCAUAAGAAAGCAGACAUCGAAAAUGUUAUAUCAAGCAAUGAAAAUAUAAGAAGCAACUGA
Messenger RNA from Diatraea saccharalis (sugarcane borer), 1732 nucleotides. The record is from the annotation of a GenBank genome assembly. Lineage: Eukaryota; Metazoa; Arthropoda; Insecta; Lepidoptera; Crambidae.